Lottia gigantea (owl limpet) is the source of this 2982-nucleotide messenger RNA. RefSeq lists its product as hypothetical. Bases 1 to 2982 code for a protein of 993 amino acids. Gene Ontology annotation, molecular function: carbohydrate binding; alpha-mannosidase activity. The record is from RefSeq and is a predicted model, not a curated record. Gene Ontology annotation, biological process: oligosaccharide catabolic process; mannose metabolic process. Lineage: Eukaryota; Metazoa; Mollusca; Gastropoda; Lottiidae. The transcript has 27 exons.
AUGGAACAUGUGACAUUUAAACACAAGAGAACAACUUUAGAACGAGCAGAGAAAUUUAUAUCUUCUCAUCAUUUUACUGAUAUAAACCUGAGGAGUAGACUGUAUCCAAAGAAACAUCCCCUAAAAUCUAUAUUAAAUUACCCAGCCCCUGGUAGAAUCUCUUAUCAACAGGCUAUCACUCAACAGUUUAAACCUACGCAGGUCGGACAUUCUUUCGGACGAACAUGGGCAACACACUGGUUUAAACUGGAAUUAGAAAUACCGACUGACUGGGCAGGACAAGAAGUUCAUUUAAUAUGGAAUUCCCAGUCAGAGGCAUUGAUCUGGAAAGACGGGCAACCUGUUCAGGGUUUGAGUGGAGAAAAUAACCGUGGUUUGAGUGAUGAAAAUAGAAUUUCAUUUCCUCUUCAACAACCAGGAACAACAUGUCAGGUAUUGUAUAUAGAGAUGGCGUGUAAUGGAUUGUUGGGUUGUGGAUUAAAUGGAAUGAUAAACCCACCAGAUUUUAAGAAAUGUUUUACAUUACAACAAGCUGAACUAGCCGUGUUUGAUCGUCAGGUUUAUAAACUUAUGAUUGAUGUUGAGAUACUACAUGAUAUGGCCAAGGAAUUAUCUGAAGAUUCUGAAAGAGGAUAUCAGGCUCUAUAUACAGUCAAUAAAAUAAUAAAUAUUAUAGAGGUUGGAGAGAGUUCUUCUUAUAACAGAGCCAAGAAAAUAGCUGACAUGUUUUUUAACCAGAAGAAUGGAGACAGUCAACAUACAAUUUACGCCAUGGGACAUUCUCAUAUAGAUACAGUCAUCUUCACCUCAUUUUCAUAUAGAUACAGGUUAGUCAUCUCCACCUCAUUCUCAUAUAGAUACAGGUCAGUCAUCUUCACCUCAUUCUCAUAUAGAUACAGGUUAGUCAACUCCACCUCAUUCUCAUAUAGAUACAAGUUAGUCAUCUUCACCUCAUUUUCAUAUAGAUACAGGUUAGUCAUCUUCACCUCAAUCUCACUUAGAUACAGGUUAGUCGAUGGUAACAUACCUAGUGGAGAAGCUUUCGUUCGACAGUUUUUAUAUGGACAAAGAUAUUUUCUAAAAGAAUUUGGAAUUGUUUGUAAAGAGUUUUGGUUGCCAGACACGUUUGGUUAUUCUGCUCAGUUGCCUCAGAUAAUGGAACAAUGUGGAAUCUCUAGAUUUCUCACCCAGAAACUCUCCUGGAACAUCUUUAAUAAAUUUCCUCACCAUACUUUCUGGUGGAACGGUAUUGAUGGGUCGCGGGUUUUGACCCAUUUUCCUCCGGGAGACUCGUAUCACAUGGUUUCUAAAGUUAAAGAGUUAAUAUAUACGUUAAAGAAUUAUCGUGAUAAAGGUAGAUCUGGGCGGAGUUGUUAUCUCUAUGGUUACGGAGAUGGAGGUAACGGACCAACUGAAGAAAUGGUCAAUAAACUUGAAAGAAUGGAAAAUGUUGAUGGACUACCAAGAGUAAAGAUGGCUACCCCGAACCAGUAUUUUAGUGAUGUAGAGAAGGAGGAUAUUGAUGACCUGUGUACAUGGUCUGGGGAACUCUAUCUUGAAAUGCACAAUGGAACCUACACCACUCACGCUGAGGUAAAGAAACAGAAUCGUAAAUGUGAGGUUUUGUUACAUGACGUAGAGUUUCUGGCUACCAUGGCAACAGUAUCAGGAGAUUAUGACUACCCUCGUAAAGAAUUAGAUAGACUGUGGAAAUUAUUAUUAUUAAACCAAUUCCACGAUGUUUUACCAGGAUCUUCUAUUGGAAUGGUAUACGAGGAUGCCCACAGAUAUUAUAGAGGUCAGUACAGUUCUAAACUAGAUAGAAAUAGUAGGGCAAAUUUAAAUUGUGACAUUCUGCUUUCUGUUUUUGUAAAUACGUUGGGAUGGACUAGAUGUGAGAUUAUCUCCCUUCCUAGUUCACUCUCCAGUCCAUUGAGGAAGAAACAGAAAGCUCCUAGUUAUGGAUUAUCUGCCCUUGAUUCUCCAUCAGAGUUACCUUCUCCUGUUACAUAUUUAUUUUUACAGGGUAGCUACAUUUACCUUGAAAACAGUUUACUGUCAGCCAUCUUGGAUUCCAAUGGUCGUGUCACUUCCUUGACUACAGCAGAUUCCAGCAGAAAUUUGAUAAAUGGAGAACAUCCAGCCAAUCAGAUUGUGUUGUUUGAUGAUAUACCGUUAUACUGGGAUGCCUGGGAUGUCAUGGACUAUCAUCUAGAAACCAGAAAAGUUGUAGAUACAGUUAACCAGUCAGCUGAGAUUUUAGACAAAGGUCCACUUAGAGUCACCAUCAAGGUGUGUUUGAGAAUAUCUGCUGUUAGUUCAUUAGAACAGUAUAUUAUACUAGAUGCUGGAUGUCCCUAUAUUAAAUUUAUCAACAAGGUAUCAUGGCAUGAAAAUCGUAAGUUUUUAAAAGUGGAAUUUCCGACUAGUAUCCAUACCAACCAUGUUUCAUUUGAUAUUCAGUUUGGAUUUUUACAACGACCUAAUAACUACAACACGUCCUGGGACUCAGCCAGAUUCGAGGUUUGUGGUCAUAAAUGGGCUGAUAUAUCUGACUAUAAUUCUGGUCUAGCCGUAUUAAAUGAUUGUAAAUAUGGAUAUUCUGCUGUAGACGGGAUCAUCAGGCUUUCAUUACUUCGUUCACCGAAAGCACCAGAUGAAAAUGCCGAUAUGGGGGAGCAUGAAUUUACCUACGCCAUCAUGCCCCAUCAAGGUAUUUUACAGUCUAGUGGAGUAAUACAACAAUCAUAUAAUUUAAAUAGUCCCUUACUAGUUCAAACAGGAGACAUAUCACCUACUAGUUAUUUUAGUAUCAAUACACCACAAAUUAUACUUGAUACCGUUAAACUGAGUGAAGAUAGUAAAAAGAAAAUAGUAUUAAGACUUUAUGAAAGUUUUGGUGGAAAUACAACAGCUACUAUUUCUACACCAUUAAAAAAUUUGACAGUUCAAAGGUACGUUGGAUAUUCUUAUAGUUUUUAA